Hydatigera taeniaeformis is the source of this 333-nucleotide messenger RNA. Lineage: Eukaryota; Metazoa; Platyhelminthes; Cestoda; Cyclophyllidea; Taeniidae. The record is from the annotation of a GenBank genome assembly.
AUGGACUCUCUCUACAUAGAGGAGCUGCGCAGCAUGGUGAACGAGCUCAUGAUUCGUCUCGAGUCCGUGCCCGUCACCAAAGGUGGCGGAAGCUUUCAAAAGUUCAAAAAACAUGGGCGGAACCAGAGCCUCGGUUCAAGUCUGCGGGAUCACAGCACAGAGGAGAGCCCAGAGCUCAGUCUUAGCAAAGUGGACACACAGCUUAACUUCACUCUUGAGGUGAGUCGCCUUGCACACCGAACUCCACUUCCGAUCUCUGCACCACCCUUACUUCCUAUGUUCCACGCCUUUUACGUACGCACAUUUCUGAAGUGGUACUGGGAUAACAGUUAG